AUGGAGGUGAUCUUAGGGAUCGACCUUGGCACCACAUACAGUUGUGUCAAGCGUUUUAAUGUGACGACUCAGGAAGUUGAAUCUGUGAUUUUUUCCAAUCGAGAUUCUUUACUGAGAAGUACAGUGAAUUUUGACAACGGGCAGAUUGUAGUUGGUGGAACGCCAUCUUCGAACUGCUUUUGUGAUGUGAAACGUCUGAUUGGCCUGAAAAUGACAGACACGGAGAUUUUACCCGAUUUGCAAAAAUUUUCGUUUGGUGUUGAAGCCAAAGAGAACAACGAGAUUGUUCUCAUUUUGCAAAAGCGGAACGACGAGACAUAUAAGUGCAGUCCAGAGGAGUUGACCGCAGUUGUUCUCUACAAACUGAAGAUGUCUUCUCUUGUGGGACUUCCUCCUACCACACCAGUCAAGGCCGUCAUCACCGUUCCGUCUCAAUUCAUCGAGCCACAAUUGUUAGCCGUUGAAUUUGCUGCGAAGAUGGCUGGGAUUACGGUGAUACGGUUAGAGCGCGAGCCCACCGCUGCCUUCUUUGCCUACAAACAAUUGAAAUAUUCAAAAGAGGACUUGAGUCACGGGACAAUGACGGUAUUAGUCUUUGACUUUGGUGGUGGGACGUUAGAUGUGAGUAUCGUUGAGAUGAGUGGUGCGAGGACUCGUGUAAAAGCGACGUGUGGGAACAAUCACUUAGGAGGCCUUGAUAUCGAUGAAGUGAUCAAGCAGCAUGUCUUAGACGAGUUAAAAGUAGUCGACGAAGAGACUUACACCAAGUUAUGUGUGACAAGUAGUGCUGAGAGAAAGCGACAACGGAUGAAGACGUUAGCACUUCAUUGUGAGGAAGCGAAGAUCAAAUUGUUUAGUAAUGACGUCGAGAGGUGUUUAAUUGAACCAUUUGAAGAGGUGGAUUUUCAAAUGGUACUUGAAAGACACCAAGUCGAGAAAUGGUGUGAAGUUGUGUUUGAAGAGUGUAUGGUAGUCGUUCGAAAGUGUCUUGCAAAGGCCCGACUGGACAAACAUGAUAUCGACAGAGUUCUUGCUAUUGGAGGGUCCUCGAAGAUCGAUAAGAUUAAGGAGAUGUUAUACAGAGAGACUUCGAUUGUUGUGGAACAAGAUGUCGACCCUAAAGAAGUCGUUUCGAUUGGAGCAUGUUUACUCGCGAAAGACAUUCUUCAACAGACACAAGACAUUUCCCUUCCAGAAGAAAUUGUGUGUAGUCCUCUUCAAAUCGGCAAUUUCAAUAAGGAUAAAAAACUUUCAUUGGUCACUGUCAUAAACGAAAAUGAACCAAUGCCUUGUAAAAAAGAAAUCUCAGCAGUGACUUUUUUCGACAAUCAAACAUCAGUCAAAAUUCACGUCUUUCAAGGGGGGAGAGAAAUACAAUUUUUCACAGUAGAUAACAUCCCUAAGUAUCCGAAAGGUAUUUGUAAAUUCGCAGUGACAUUCGAAAUCACCGCAAAUGGCUUUUUAAAGGUUGAUGCAAGACUGGUCAGACCGUCUUUCAAGACCGCGGAAAAAUCAGUGACAGUUAAUAUACAACACAAAAAUUCGAGACAAGGCGAAAUCGAUCAUUUCCAAACACUCACACGAAAAAUUAUUUAA
This is a messenger RNA of Entamoeba invadens IP1, 1596 nucleotides long. Its product is annotated as heat shock protein SSA1, putative. NCBI's taxonomy places the organism in Eukaryota, Evosea, Mastigamoebida, Endamoebidae. The coding region runs from base 1 to 1596 and encodes 531 amino acids. The transcript has a single exon. Gene Ontology annotation, cellular component: cytoplasm. Gene Ontology annotation, biological process: cellular response to unfolded protein; protein refolding. Gene Ontology annotation, molecular function: ATP binding; misfolded protein binding; ATP-dependent protein folding chaperone. The record is from RefSeq and is a predicted model, not a curated record.